This is a messenger RNA of Sinocyclocheilus anshuiensis, 1491 nucleotides long. RefSeq names its product major histocompatibility complex class I-related gene protein-like. Gene Ontology annotation, biological process: immune response. The transcript is spliced from 6 exons. The record is from RefSeq and is a predicted model, not a curated record. Lineage: Eukaryota; Metazoa; Chordata; Actinopteri; Cypriniformes; Cyprinidae. Bases 1 to 1452 code for a protein of 483 amino acids. Gene Ontology annotation, molecular function: zinc ion binding; nucleic acid binding. Gene Ontology annotation, cellular component: external side of plasma membrane.
AUGAUUGUUCAGGAUGAUGAGGAAUUGGAUCUUUCACUUAGUUUUAAAGUUGACGAUUUUGAUUAUGUCAUUUUUGUGACAACUGCUAAAACAAAGUGCUUUGGUUGUAAAAAAACAGGACAUUUGAUUCGUAAUUGCCCAGAAAAGGGAGUCACUGAGAAAGGGGAUGAUGGUUCCUAUCCAAGCACAAGUAAAGCUAGUGUGGAUUUACGGAGUGCAGGUGUACAGGAUGAAUCCAGCAGAGAGACGGAAAUGGUUACUUGUGACAAGACACCUAGAGUGGAGGUUGUCGGGACAGGAAUGGACUCAGAAAAGGGUGGAGAAAAUGAUAUGGCUGAAACUGCAGUAGGCCUAUUGGAUGAAAAACUUUCAAAAAUUUCUGAAAAAGAAAGAGAAUGUGGUACUACUGGAAAAGAUGAUACACAGGUUGUACAGAAAAGAAAGAGACAUUACCUGCACUACAUGUUUACAGCCCUGACCAAAGAAGAUGUAUUACCUGAGUACAGUGCUGUGGGUGUGGUUGAUGACAGACGGAUCUCAGAUGACAGUAAGGAAGUUCCAGAAUCGAUAAGACUGAUUCUGAAUACAUAUGACGAGACUGAUGCUCUUGUACAGCUAUGUGUCUCUAGUUACUGGUACAAUGAUCAGCUAUACACUCUCUCGAACUGCACACAGUGUUCUGAGCUCCAUACAUUUCGGAGAAUAAUUGGUUGUGAAGUGGAGAAAUUUCCUGAUGGAACAGUGACAAGUCUGAGAGCCUUUGAUGAAUAUGGAUUUGAUGGAGAAGAUUUUAUGGCCUUUGAUUCUGACACUCUGCAGUGGAUUGUUAAAAGUCCCAAAGCCAAAGAAACCAAAAAGAAAUGGGAUCAGCAAACAGAACGAAACCAGUUCAUCAAGAAUUAUGUUGAGAAAUGCAUGGACUGGAUCUCCACAUUUAACAACACGCAUGAGACUCCGGAUUCACCCGAUGUUUACAUUUCUGCGAGGAGAGCUCCUAAUGAUCACUGUAAGCUGGUUCUGAGCUGUCUGGCCACUGGUUUCUACCCCAGAGAUAUUGAGAUGUACAUCAGAUUGAAUGAAUCUGUUCUUGACAACCAAACAUAUUCUGGAAUCAGACCAAAUGCUAAUGAAACAUUUCAGAUGAACACCAGUGUAGAGAUCGACAUAAACUAUAAAGGAUCUUAUGACUGUUUUGUCAUUCACAGCAGUCUGACAGAACCAGUUUCAGAAGAAUGGGAUGGAAAAUGUUCUACAUUUGAAACAGAAUCUCAGUGGUCUGUUAUAGCAGUAGUAACAGUUUUAGUUUUAGUUCUAGCUGUAGUUUCAGUUCUAGCUCUCAUUGGGAUUCUUUGGCGGUGCCGCAGCAAAAAGAAAGGAUCGAAUGCUCUGGGGAGAAAUCGUGCUGAUUAUGGUGCAGUGAGUGAGCAGAUACCGAUGACCAGUGCGUGCUGAUGUCUGGUCAAGAGAUCAGUGUUGAUGAAUCUACAGACU